AUGGACAAACCAGUAAUAGGAAAAGAAUGGUAUACAGAAAUGAACAAGCAGCCAGUUCUCCUUUAUGAAGACAUCUCCCAUGGCUGCGAACGAUUCACUGUUCCCGUAUUCUCAAAUCCACGUUUUAAAAUGGACACUUUAGUUUUUGACAAUUUCAAAUACACAUCUCGAAUCAUUGAUUUAUCUGGAAAUCUUGCUUCAAGAAGUGCCACGCCCACUUUCGUCUGUCACUGUGCUGGUCAGUGUACAGAGCACUGUGAAUGCUCGUCAGGAGUUUAUGGUGCAGGUGGUACUGUAGAAGACAUGGACCAAUUGAUGUGGGAUACUGUAAGAGAGUGUAAUGAGAACUGCGAAUGUGCACUGUGGUGUGGAAAUCGAGUGGCGCAGAAAGGGGCCAUGUACCCGGUGGAGAUUUUCGCGAGGGAUCCAUGGUGUGGUUGGGGUGUCCGUGCAUCGGUAGAUAUUCCGUUUGGAACUUUUAUCGGCGAGUACACGGGAGAACUGAUAGACGAUGAUGAGGCUACAGAGAGGCGUGAUUCGACGUUUUUGUUUGAGACUAGAGUAGGAUCGAUGACAUUAACCAUCGACGCCAAGUACUCCGGCAACUACACCCGAUUCAUAAACCACAGUUGUUCUCCGAAUGUCAAGGUCGCCAACGUAAGCUGGGACUACGACGAGAUCCAACUCAUCCAUAUGUGUUUCUACACUGACAAACUGAUCAAAAAAGGAGAAGAACUAACAAUUGAUUACGGGGAAGCCUGGUGGGCGAAUAAAAAAUUUGCCUGUAUGUGUGGAUCUCCAGAAUGUCGAUAUCAGAAUGGGAAGGCUAUCAACGAAUAG
Molecule: messenger RNA, 840 nt
Organism: Caenorhabditis remanei
Lineage: Eukaryota; Metazoa; Nematoda; Chromadorea; Rhabditida; Rhabditidae
Exons: 7
Coding region: 1-840 (279 amino acids)
Cellular component (GO): nucleus
Molecular function (GO): histone methyltransferase activity; zinc ion binding; protein-lysine N-methyltransferase activity
Source: RefSeq, a predicted model, not a curated record